This is a messenger RNA of Symbiodinium sp. CCMP2592, 1206 nucleotides long. The record is from the annotation of a GenBank genome assembly. NCBI's taxonomy places the organism in Eukaryota, Dinophyceae, Suessiales, Symbiodiniaceae.
AUGGGCAACACCUGCUGUCUGGGGCGAGAGAAGCCGCCGGCGCCACCAGCGGCGCGAGCAGAGAGCGAGGCCGUGGUGCUGCUGCGGCGGCGUGCGCAGCAGUCGCUGGCCGCAAAGGAUGAGGCUUGUGGCCACCAGGCGAAGACUGCUCAAGACGGGCCAGUGGAAGCAGUGGAGAAGCCUCAGCUGGACUCCAAAGUGGACGCUUCUGCCGUGUGCCACGGCAAGACCGGGCAGCGUGACAGGGCAGUGGGUCCUGUGGAAGCUGUGAAGGAGGAGAUUACACAAGAAGCCCUCGACAAGGCCUUCGACACGAAGGUUCGCUUCUUCGUCCGGGGCCUUCAAACUAAAGGUCAGGCUGGCGGAGACGAGCGAGAGUGGGCUGCCUGCGGCGACGCGGGCAGUCUGAAACCAGAGAUGAUUUCCUGCCAGAAGGGAGAAAAGGCAUCAUCGAAUGGUCCGAACCAGGACAACUUCUGUUUGUCCGUUUUCAAGAACGGCUACACCUUUGCGUGUGUCCUCGAUGGCCACGGCAAGAAGGGCCACCUAGCGGCGACGAGAGCUGCACAACUCAUCCCCUUCCUGCUUCUGGAGCAGGGAAUUGGCGACGAACGCGUGGCAGAGGCCGCGAUUGAGAAGGCAUUGAUCCAGGCCUUCGAGAAGGCCGAUGCCGAUCUGAGCCGCCAUGCAGACAGCGGCUGCACGGCGGUGGCGGCCCUGUGGAAGGGCAGUAGUGUCUGGGUAGCCAACGCUGGUGACAGCCGCUGCGUCCUCUUGGAGGACAAUCAGGUGGUCUUUGCUACCUCGGACCACAAGCCAAGCUGGGCCGAGGAAAAGGCUCGCGUGGAGGGCAGCGGGGGCGAGGUGCGCGUGGAGGAGCAGGUGCCGCGCGUGUAUGCAGCCGGCCAGCGUGGGCCGGGACUGGGCGUGACGCGGGCGCUGGGCGACGCCGCUGCCAAGUGCUGUGGAAUUAUCGCCACACCACAGGUGCACUAUCUUCGCCUCGACACGAGCAAACAGGCGAAAGCCGUGUUGGCGAGCGACGGCAUCUGGGAGGUGGUGGGGCAAAAGGACUUGCCCUCUCUGGUGCUGGACGGCGCAGACACUGCCAAGCUGCAGUCAGCCGCGUUUGAGGGUUGGGCCUCGCUGACAGGAGGCGGCUACCGUGAUGAUGUUACGAGCAUCGUGAUUCCGCUGGGCUGCUAA